AUGAAUAAACUGUUUCUGUAUACGAUUGAUUUCCUGGUGCUCUGUGGCUUAAGCUUUGCCUCUGCCCUUCAUAAACAAAAUGAGGCCAGCUUCGACUAUAUCGUCGUCGGCUCUGGUCCUGCAGGAAUCGUGGUAGCCGAUCGACUAUCGGAAGCUGGGAAGAAAGUGCUUUUAAUUGAGAGAGGUGGCCCCAGUAUUGCCGCAACCGGAGGGACCGACACGCCCCCGUGGCCAUACCCUACUAAUUUGACUCGUUUUGAUAUACCUGGGGCUUUCGAGUCAUUUUACGAUAUCACGGCUGGAAUUCCCUAUUUUUGGUGCAGAGGGGGAUGCAUUAUUGGUGGAGGAGCAGCGAUUAAUUCCAUGCUUUACUGGUAUCCUCAGGAUGAGGAUUUCGCGACUAGCAAUAACUGGCCUGUUGGAUUUCAGAAUAUUGCACCAUACGUCUCCAAGUUACACAAUCGUCUUCCGUCAACGGAUGUUCCUUCUCCAGAUGGGAAAAGGUAUUUGACGCAGGUCUAUGACGUUUUCAAGGGCGUUUUAGACGCACAGGGGUACCAAUCGAUCACGAUUAACAAUCAAAGGAACAAGAAGGACAAAAUUUAUGGAUAUAGCGCCUUUUCGAGUCAACGAGGCACUCGCACAGGCCCUAUGGGUACAUAUCUCCAGACCGCCCUUGCGCGACCUAACUUCAAACUAUUGGCAUAUACAAAGGCUUUAGCAGUUGCUCGGAACGGUAGCACUAUAACCGGGGUUCAUACUAACAACACAGAGGUCGGAAAUAAUGGGCUUAUCUACGUCAAUCCAAAAGGUGGUCGUGUAAUUUUGUCUGCCGGGUCAUUUGGCUCUGCUCGUCUUUUAUUUCAGUCCGGUAUCGGUCCCGCCGAUAGCCUGGCAAAUGUAGAGGCAACACCUGAGUCGGCUCCGUACCUACCGCCUAGAAGCACAUACCUCGACCUUCCAGUUGGCUAUAACCUCCAGGAUAACCCAUCUGUCUCACUCGUAUUCUCUCACCCAUCAGUCAAUGCGUACCAGAAUUUCCGCCCUGUCUGGUUUAAUCCGAAUCUGACCGACGCCAAGCAAUACGUUGAAAGCCAAAGCGGUGUACUUGCACAAACGAGUCCUCGAAUCAAUUGGUGGAAAAAAUACGUGGGUUCGGACUCGAAAGUAAGGUGGAUGCAGGGCACGGCUAGUCCCGGUAAUCCUGCGAGUUGUUGUAAUCCUGGCCCAGGGGUUAACAACGAAACAUUAAUCUGGGUAACGUUGUAUCUUGGUCGAGGUAUAGCUUCUUCUGGAAGAGCCAGUAUAAAUAACCAAACGCGAGUGACUCUGACUACAACCCCAUGGCUUACGGAUCCGAUCGAUCGGGAAGUACUGAUCACAGCGACUAAAGACGUCAUUUCCACUUACCAAAAAGUGCCGGGUUUGGAGUUGCGCUACCCGAACUUGAACAGUACUACCAUCGAGGAUCUUGUCUCGACGACCGUGGGUGGUUCGAACCAUUGGAUUGGCAGUACACGUACGGGUACUAAUUCAUCCACGUCCGUGGUCGAUGCCAACUUGAAAGUUGGGGCACUGGUGGAUAAUUUGUUUGUCGUCGAUGCGGGAGUAUUCCCAGGGAUGCCCGUGGGAAACCCAACUGCCUCUAUCAUGGUGAUGGCUGAGAUGGCUGCUGCUAAGCUCUUGAAAGUGAUCGUAAACUGA
Rhizoctonia solani is the source of this 1704-nucleotide messenger RNA. Its product is annotated as GMC oxidoreductase. Lineage: Eukaryota; Fungi; Basidiomycota; Agaricomycetes; Cantharellales; Ceratobasidiaceae. The transcript is spliced from 12 exons. The record is from RefSeq and is a predicted model, not a curated record. The coding region runs from base 1 to 1704 and encodes 567 amino acids. Gene Ontology annotation, molecular function: flavin adenine dinucleotide binding; oxidoreductase activity, acting on CH-OH group of donors.